Trichosurus vulpecula (common brushtail) is the source of this 5443-nucleotide messenger RNA. RefSeq names its product zinc finger protein 883-like. Gene Ontology annotation, biological process: regulation of cytokine production; regulation of immune system process; negative regulation of transcription by RNA polymerase II. NCBI's taxonomy places the organism in Eukaryota, Metazoa, Chordata, Mammalia, Diprotodontia, Phalangeridae. The record is from RefSeq and is a predicted model, not a curated record. Bases 1102 to 3198 code for a protein of 698 amino acids. The transcript has 5 exons.
GUGGGAUGGCUGGAAGCAGGAGCCAGUGGGGCUGAGAUUGAGCUGCUUUCUUUCUUUGGAGCUGUGACUUCACUGCCCGCCCUUGGAGCUGAGAUCUGCAUUCCUACCGGAAGCCAGCUCUGUGCCUGCAGCUCCAGGACCUACCUAGGACCCGGCACCAAAGCUCCUGCCUGGCCUCCCUCACCUGGACCUGCGCUCUCCUGCUGGCUCCCUGUCAGAUCCCAAGUAUUGGUUCCCUGCUCCCAGUCUCCCUCCAGAGUCCCAGAUGAGCAGCCUGCAAGCCUAAGCUCCAAAGAGGGUCCCAGGAGCUCUCCCCAGCUCCUAGGUGGACCCAGGACACAGUCAUUCUUCUUUCCCAGGCUCAGUUGCCCUCCUGGAACCCUUCUGUCCCUCAGAAGUCCCCUCUCCUCCCCACCCAGUGUCGUUACAGUGUCCUGACUCCCAGAGCCUUCCCUGCCCUGGCCCCCUGCCAGGUGACUGAAUCCCAGACAGGAUUGUGUCUCCCACCUCAGGCUUGCCCUGGUCCUUCCUGGCAGCUCCAUCCUGGAGCCCCCCCUGUUCUCAGAUCAGGGCUGUCCAACCUUAGGUUUUUAUUGAAACAAUAGGCAAUAUAUUUUGAUUUGCCAUUUUAGUGAGAGCUCUGCCGUAGCUAGGCUUCCUUUACUUAAGCGCUGAUGUGAAUUUCUAUGCUUGUAGACGGGGUGGAUAAAUCGCGCUGUGCAGGCAGCGCAGGCAGCGUUUUGGACAGCCCUGCUUUUAGAUCCAGCAGUCAGUCUGUUGUCUAGAUUCUGCUGGGUGAGUUGGGGAGAGGGGAGGCAGGGAGGGCAGAACUCUGGCUCAGGAGCCAUUGAGGCUCUGGCUGGUCUCCUCCCCGCUUCUGCCUCCUGGGUCUCUGUAGGAGGAGGGGGCAGGAGAGAAUCAGUAAGAGGGGGAGGGGAGUAGUCUUCCUGUUCUGCCUACCUUCAUUUCCAAGCCUGACCCUGCCUGUUUCCUCCCUCACUCAGCUGGUUGGAGUCUCUGCCUGGAGGGUAGGACCAGGGUCUAUGUAAUUCCUGUGCCCUCACCCUCUGUAAAUAUCUGUAGCCCAGCCUCCUGCCCAAAAUGAGAAAGGAAGGACCUCUGCCCCGCUGGGAUCCUUCAGCCUCCCCAGCUCAGCCUGCAGAGGACCAAGGACUGAUCCAGGUUUGGAGCCUGGAGCCAGAGGGAAUGGCCCCUGGGAGCUGCAGACCCCCAGCCCAGGAGUCGGUGACGUUCAAGGAUGUGGCUGUGGACUUCACCCAGGAGGAGUGGGGCCUCUUGGACCAUCCUCAGAAGGAGUUGUACAAGGAGGUCAUGCUGGAGAAUGCCUGGAACCUACGAUCCCUGGGACUUCCAGCUCCCAGAGAAGGUUUGAUCUCCCAUUUUGGACAAGAGGAAGCACUGUGGAUGCUAGAGCGAGAAGACCCCAGAACCUCCUGUCCAGAUGAAGAGAGCAGGCUUGAAAUGAGGGAGACUACUGGCAAGCUGAGCAUUUCUGUGGAAGAAUCACGACAGCAAAGAUUCAUGAAUGAUGGUCACUGUAACCUCAGUUUGAGAGAAAUGUGUGAAUCCGAUAUCAAGAUUGAGAAAAAACAAAAGAGCCACUUGGAAUUUUGUAAAGACGGAAAGAGUUUCAGAGAAUGUUCAGUUCUAAUUCACUGUGAGAAAGUGACUUCAGGGAAUGACUGUUCUCAGGAUAGUCAAUGUAGGGAAUGCUUUACUGAGCAGGUAGAGAUUUUUGAGUCUCAUGAGAAACCUCCUGAAGUGCAAACUUAUCAAUGUUAUGAAAGCAAGAUGGCCUUCAGCUUGAAUUCAGACCUAACUGGACAUCAGAAGAGUCAUAGUGGAGACAUAAUUUUCAUGGGUAAUGAAGAUGGAAAGGAUUUCUGUCAUAAUUCAAAGUUCAUUGAUCAACAGAAGAUUGACAAUGGAGAGAAACAUUAUGGAUCUAAUGAAUGUGGCAAAGCCCUUAAGCACCACUCAUCUCUUAUUCAACAUCAUAAAUUUCAACAUGGGAAGAAUUCCAGACAGAGCUCUAGACUUGCUGAGCAUCCGAGAAUCCACACUGGAGAGAACCUUUACAAAUGUAAUCAGUGUGGAAACAUUUUCACAAAUGCAUCCAAUCUUGCUGUAGAUCCCAGAAUCCACACUGGAGAGAACCUUUAUGAAUGUAAUCAAUGUGGAAACAUUUUCACAAAUGCAUCCAAUCUUGCUGUAGAUCCCAGAAUCCACACUGGAGAGAAACCUUAUGAAUGUAAUCAAUGUGGAAAGACUUUUAGGUGCAGCUCCAGUCUUAUUCUACACCAGAGAAUCCACACUGGAGAAAAACCCUGUGAAUGUCAUCUAUGUGGAAAGACUUUUAGAUACAACUCCAGUCUUAUUCUACAUCAGAGAAUCCACACUGGAGAAAAGCCUUAUGAAUGUAAUCAGUGUGGAAAGGCUUUUAGACACCACUCUAGUCUUAUUAAUCAUCAGAGAAUCCACACUGGAGAGAACCUUUAUGAAUGUGAUCAGUGUGGAAACACUUUCAGAAAUGCAUCCAGUCUUGCUGUACAUCAGAGAAGCCACACUGGAGAGAAAACUUACAAGUGUAAUCAAUGUGGAAAGACUUUCAGAUUUAGCUCCAGCUUUGCUGUACAUCAGAGAAUCCACACUGGAGAGAAACCUUAUGAAUGUAAUCAAUGUGGAAAGACUUUUAGGUGCAGCUCCAGUAUUAUUCUACAUCAGAGAGUCCACAGUGGAGAAAAACCUUAUGAAUGUCAUCUAUGUGAAAAGACUUUUAGAUGCAGCUCCAGUCUUAUUCUACAUCAGAGAAUCCACACUGGAGAAAAACCUUAUGAAUGCGAUCAAUGCGGAAAGGCUUUUAGACACCGCUCUAGUCUUGUUAAUCAUCAGAGAAUCCACACUGGAGAGAGACCUUAUGAAUGUGAUCAAUGUGAAAAGAGUUUCAGAAAGAGCUCUGAUCUUGCUCAACAUAAGAAAAUCCACACUGGAGAGAAACCUUAUGAAUGUGAUCAAUGUGGAAAGACUUUCAGAGGGAGCUCCAAUCUUGCUCAACAUAAGAGAAUCCACACGGGAGAGAAACCUUAUGAAUGUAAUCAGUGUGGAAAGACUUUCAGAUUCAACUUCAAACUUGUUUUACAUCAGAGGAUCCACACUGGAGAGAAACCUUAUGAAUGAAAUCAAUGUGAUAAAACCUUCCAGCAACAGUCAUCCCUUAAUUUCCAUCAAAGUAUUCAUACUAGAUAGAAAUCUUAUCAUUGUAAUGAAUGAGGUAAUUCAAAUAGAACGUAAACCUUGUUCAGUCAUUUCAGGUGUGCCCAACUUUUCGUGACCCUAUUUUUGGUUUUCUUGGCAGAGAUAGUGGAGUGGUUUUUGCCAGUUCCUUCUCCAGCUUAUUUUACAAAUGAGGAAACAGAGGCAAACAAGGUUAAGUGACUUGUUCAGGGUCACACAGCUAGUAAGUGUCUGAGGUCAGCUUUGAAUUCAGGUCCUCCUGACUCCAAGCCUGGCACCCUAUCCUCUGUGCCAAAUAACUGCCCUGAUAACCCUUUUUAGACAUCAGAAAACUUAUUCUGGAGACAAGCUCUAUAUUGACUCAAUGUGGUAAUACCUUCAGUAGAGAUUAUCUCUUUCUUUGCAUCAGAAGACUCAUAAUGAACAUAUAUGAAGGUGCUGAAUGAGGCCAUGCCUUUUCAUGUAAGAGGAAGGUACCUAGACAUCAAAAUACUCACGUUGGAGGGAAGGCUUAUGAAAGCAGUGACUGUGGGAAAGCCUUGACAAUGGAGUUCAUACUUGAUUGUACAUUGGAGAAUUUAUGCAGGAGGUUGUAAUAGCAAUUUGGAUUUGAAGAUCUUUCCUACCUAUUAAUAGGCCAUGUGACCUGCCUACAUCACAGGAAGCCUAAGUCACAUGUGGUGGGAGGAGCUUGCUGAGAGAAAAGGAAAGUGUCUCACAGGAAAUGCUGAGAGAGCAGUUAUGACAGUUAGAGCUGAGGGAAAGAGAGCUGACCUGUGAUAGCUGUACUGUAAGUUUUGAUUGUUUUGUGGGAAGGUGCCAGCAGGGGGAGAGAGAUUUUGAGUUGGCAAGGCUCCAUACUGCGAUUAUUAUGUAUUGAAUUCUUUGUUGCUGUGAUAGGUCGGGCAAAUGGCUUAUGGGAUAUGGUUCUCUGAUGUCUGAAUUAUUUACCUCUUCUACCUUCUAUGUGGAGAGUCUCAUAUACUUUGCAAUACAGAACCACAUAGGCAUUUUGACAUUAUCAUCUAUAUUGUUAUUAUUUCCUUACUGAUACAGAGGUAAAACUUAUGAAUCUAAUUAAUGAGGGAAGACCUCUUCAGUGCAGAUAUAAUUAGAUGUCCUAGAUUUCAUACUGUGCAUAAAUCCUAUAAAUAUAAUGAAUUUUUCUCUGAAAUACUCUUGUUUAUAUUGAUAAUAUUCUGUAGCAUUCAUAUACCUUAAUUUCAUUGGCCAUCCCCCAGUUGACUAACAUUCACUUGUUUUUAAUUCUUUGUUGACAUAAAAAAAUUCUGGUAUAAAUAUUUUGGUAACAGUUGGACAUUAUUUCUGUAAUGAUUUCUUUCGGCUAGUGGGUGGCACAGUGGAUAGCUGUUGUUGGGGCUGCAAGUCGUGAUUUAAAAUUCAUUCUCUGAUGCUAGCUUUGUGACACUGGGCAAGUCAUUUAACUCAUCACUUCCUCAGUUUUCUCCAUCUGUAAAAUGGGUAUACUAGAAAGUAAAGCCAAGGUGGCAGAAUAAAGGCAAGGUAAUUCAUAGACCAGAGCACAGGCCAGGAGAAGUAAACACACCUCUCCUUAGAUCAUACCACCUUGGAGGUGCUUAAAACUUAAAGAGCCCCAGAACUAGCUCUGGAAACAGCUGCACAAAAAAACCUAAUGUUUGGGACAGUGCCCCCUUCACCCCAGGAGCAGAGCUGAACAAAUUCUGGUAUAUGAUUGUGGUGGAAUACUAUUGUGCUAUAAGAAAUGCCAAGCAGGAUGCUCUCAGAAAAACCUGGGAAAGACUUACAUGAACUGAUGCAAAAUGAAGUGAGCAGAACCAGAGCAUUGUACACAGUAACAGCACUAGAUGAUCAGCUGUGGAGAGCUUUGCUCUUCUCAGCAUUAUAAUGAUCUAAGACAAUUCGAAGGAUUUGUGAUGAAAAAUGGUAUCCAUCUUUAGAGAAAGAACUGAUGGGAGUCUGAAUGCAGAUCAAAGUAUAUCUUUUUGCUUUAUUUUUCUUGCGGUUUGUUUUCUUGUCUGUUUGAUUUCACAAUGUGACUGGUAUGGAAAUAUGUUUUGCAUGACUGUACAUGUAUAACCUAUUUCAAAUUGUUUGCCUUCUAAUUGAGGAGGGAGGGUUAGGAGAGAGGAGGCAAAUUUGGAACUCAAAACUUUUAAAAAUAUUAAAAAUUUAUUUUUACAUGUAA